This is a messenger RNA of Porites evermanni, 9429 nucleotides long. The record is from the annotation of a GenBank genome assembly. Lineage: Eukaryota; Metazoa; Cnidaria; Anthozoa; Scleractinia; Poritidae.
AUGGAAAGUUCCCAGGAUGCUCGCUCAGGGUAAGUGACACACACAAGGACUGACAACUGAUCACUUGUUCUUUUUCAGCGAUAUAUCGGGCGAAUGGUAAUCUUUUCUUUCUGGUUAUUGUCUUUGCAUCCAUGAUUAAAGAUUCGGCUUCGUUCCGUUUGUGAUUUUAUUGAUCUUUUCCUUCCAGAAGAGAAGAAAACCUUCAGUCGAUCAUUUCCAAGAUUACAGACGACACAGGCAGUAUUCCAGAUUCGGGACUGGUGAGUGAUAUUCUGUUUUAUUCACUUCGUAAUGUGUUUUGUAUCUUUACUUUCAUACAGCGUAGCUCGAAGCAUUAGCUCGUUUUGUUACUUUGGUUUGAUCCGCCUAUUAUAUUUUGAUUCAACGCGUUUGCUUCAUUUGUCAAAGCACGGCCGGGCUGUUUUCUUUGACUGGUGUAACUUGUUACGGUUGUGGUCCUUACGAAAAAAAUUGGCAAGAUAAGGUCUAUGCUUCUUUAAGUAAAAUCGGUAUAAAGAAUCAUAUCCCGGUUGUCAGUUGUAAAGCUCAGUCAAAAACUUAAAUAGAUUCCACAGAAUCCCCGCAACAAAGUCUUUCUGUUGUAUUGCGUGACAUUGAACCCAGGAAUCCAGAGGCAGUAGCCUACGUGUAGCCGCACCCUUCCGACAAAGGAAAAACGGCGAGAGGGAGCGCCGUAGCUAACCAUUUGACUGAAAAAUGUGGAUAGGUGCCCACUGACGAAAUGCUGUUCACAGAAAUUUCGUUUGCAUUGUUGUAGUUUAUUUUAAAAAAAGACACCAAUAUGUGCAAAUAAUUAUUGGCUAAUUCCUAAGUCUCUAGGUAUACUUUUCGCCUCCCAAAAUUAGAAAAAUUCUAAGACCAGUCAGGCCUCUAUUACUGGACCCCCUAAGGAGGAGUGUUGAAUGGUAAAACCCAUGUCUCACCGAGAUGCUGAGACCCUUGCUUCAAAAUCUGAGCUCAAGACUUAAAUAGGCCUUUUGCGUUAGUUGAUCAUGUGACCAACUUUUUGUAAACACGAAAACAGUUCACUUUUGUAAAAUUUUCUCAACAUGAGCUUAAAGAGCAUAUUUAAAUUAAGUUAUCGGUAAAUUUUCAGGCGUAUAAUUAUCUCAAAAGUAGCGUGACACGUCCCUACCCAGAUCUAGGGACUGGUUCUGAUUGGUUAUAUCGUGUGGGAAAUUCGCUUCAACCAGUCAAAAGCAUUAAGUUACAUGUACCAGGUUUAGGCAAUCAAAAGGCAGGAAAUUAGACAACUACAAGUACAAAGUUCUUGUCAGGGCAGGAAAUAGAAUUUUAUAUGCACUUCCCCGGCCAGUGGGCAAGUAAAUUUCAGUUUUCACUUGCCGACAGUUAAAAAUAUUUACCUGCUAGAAGGGAAUACCAUGUCUUAUCCAUCUAUUGUUCUAACAGGAGCAAGCAGUCGCUCACUUGCAGUCUACAGUUUUGAAAACGUUUCUGUCUGGAAAUUACCCUUUACCAAGCUGAUACAUAUACUUUCAGACUGACUCACAAGACCACUGAGGCCAAUUUCACUUGUCCAGCGGGCCACAAGACCUACUUUUUUAACUUGCCCAAGGUCAAAAUUUACUUGGCACGGGUAAUCAGAGUUCAGUUUUUUUUCCUGCCCUGCUGGUGCAAGUUCCAGAUCUCUUUAUUUGCUUCCUAUAAUAAUAUAUUUUAGUGUCAAUAUAUUAAGCUUAACAGUUGGCUAAUUGGGGACAACAUUAGCUACAUGUAGGAAAGUAGCCGGGUCAUGCUUAUGGUAGCUGAGAAAAACCCCUGGCCAUUCACCCUAAGUGACAGCCCUGCAUCAUGUACACAUUGGUGUGUUUUUCUUUGCUGUAAGUUGUUUAUGUCCCACUUUCAUGAUUACAAGUAUUUGCCUUAGUUGAACACCCUCAACAACCCUUCAAGCCCCAUUAAUGUCCACGUACAUAUUUGCUUGACUGGUCUUCAUUUUUCGUAAAGAAUUACAUGUAGUUGAGAGAAUUUGAUAAAACAUGGUUUGCACGGGCCUUGAAAAGUCCUUGAAAAUUUAAAAAUUGUGGGAUAUCCUUGAAAAGUCUAUGAAUUUUCCACAGAAGUCCUUGAAUGUUUUGAAAGCUCGUUGAAUUAUAACCUUCGUUAAAAAUAGAAUGUUUUGCGCAAAGGAAUGAUUGAAAGUACAGCAAUACACAAAUUUUCUUGGUGAUCAUGAAAGUGUUUUCUUAUGAUUUCGGUGUUGCCGGCAUAGUUCAUUUUCCAUUAUUUGAAGUAUAUUGCAAUAAGCGAACCCCCCUCCACCUAAGCAUUUUAAAGGUCUUUACUUCAUGUUCCUGUGGAAAUAAAGUCCUUGAAAAAAUAAUUUGAGUCCUUGAAAAGCGCUUGAUUUUUCCCAAAAAAUUCUGUAUGGACCAUGUAAAAGAUCAAAGCUUUUUUUCUCUGGUGAUUACUUUCUUACUUCUCAUGACCUUUUCCAUUGAUGAUGUAGGGUAUCGAUCUCGUUUGGAGAAAAUUGAUGUUGAGCACUCUUGGGAUUUAAAAGGAUACAUACUGACCAGUACAAGGAUAUUGUGAUUUUGUGAUUUUUAACUGUGGAAAUAAUCAUUGUAUCUCCAUGUUACAAUGUACAUGUAAGUAGUAUUAAUUUUUACUCAAGUAACACUUGAUAACUUUGCCUCCCUAGGAUGAAAGUGACUUUUUACUUGUUGCAACAGAGCAUGGCAGUUUCAAAAGGUAAAAAUACAUUAAAGUUUUUUGGAAAUAGCUGGACACAAUUGUCCAGUAAUAAGGUCAAAUAAAAUUAUUGCAAGAUCAGCUUUCACUGCUAUUAGCCUGUAGGGUCAAAAUUUGUGUCUGCUGCUCAAAUUUAAUGUACUCUACUUGAAGCUCUCCUAACUUUUUAAACAGAAAAUAUUGCUGUAACAUCUGCUCGAAAAAUUUAAUUUGUGGCUGAUGUUUCUUUAGUUACAGCAUGCUGUAUCAAAAAAUGUAUGUUGAAGUUAAUUUUUUUAUGUCACAAAAUUUUUGUUUUUCUUUUGUUUUGGAGUAUGAUAAUGUACUGUAUGCUAAUGAAGUUGAAACAAAGGAAAAACAAAAAUUACUUAACAUAAAAAAUGAACUGCAACAUAUGUACAUGAGUAGAACAUACAGGAAAAUAUGAAGCCUGCAAAGCAGGCAUAUUUUGCUGUGUGAUCAAUUUGGACGUUCGACUGACUAGAGUUGGGGCGAGUCAAAACAUCAUUCCAAGGGAGAGGUUGACGCAUCAAAAUAGGGAAGGGCCCGCCCUUCCUGCUUGCCUGCCCCCUCUCCAUGUACCUUUGAGUCCCACUUUAAAAAAAAUACCUGCUCUGCAGGCUAGAAAAUGUGCACAUAGGGCAAAUUAAUUAACAAUUAAUGAAUGAGGCUUAGUAUUUUAUAAAAAAUUACGGAAAUCGAGGAGGGUGUGAGAUCUCCAUAAUUCUUCAUAUGAUACGAAAGCCGAAUUCAAUAAUUGUUUUAUUAUCUAUUCAAAAUAAUUCCUAGUUAAAAGACAAAGCUAAAACAUGCUUACCUCCAUUGAUGUUAAGUUCACCUUCAAUAGUGCACGUUUAGGGUUGUUCAGCUCCGCAAAUAUUCUCCAAAUACCAUAUGUUGCCCUUCGAGUUGUGUCCUUGCUGUUCUUGCCAUGUUUUUAGCUAUAGUUUUGCCUAGUUCUUACUCUUGAAAAGAGUGAAAUGCCCGCCAUCUUUUGUUUUCACGACCAAAUGAUGACCAUGGAAUUAUGGAGAUUGAGGAGGGUGUUAUCCGUCGAGGCCUUAGACCGUAAUUGUUUUAUUAUUCAUUCAAAAUAAUUCCUUGCUUAAAAACAUAGCUAAAACAUGCUUACCUCUAUCGAUGUUAAGUUCAUCUUCGAUAGACUCAUAGUGCAUGUAUAGGGUUGUUCUACUCCGCAAAUAUUUUCCAAAUAGCAGAUGUCAUCCUUUAAGUGGACUUCUUACUGUUCUUGCCAUGUUUUUAGCUAUUAUUUAGCCUAGUUCUUACUCUUGAAAUGAGUGAAAUGUCCACCAUUUUUGUUUUCACAACCAAAACAACUCAACCUCGUUCCCAGGUCUUCUUGGUUAACUGUGCAUUAACCUGCAAGAAAGCUGCAUUUUUGACGUCAUGGGUUGAUUAAUCGCUAAAUUCUUCCAAAUUUGGUCAUCAGGAGCUGGUUGUGGUGAAUUAUGCAUGUGCCAAUCAGAAUCAGGGAAAUAUUUUGAAUGAAUAAUAAUAAGUUAUAAUUAUCAAUAAAUUUAUACACUGUCACCUACAGUGUACAAGUGUGCGUAGAUACAUGUAUAAAAUUUUGUAUGUUUAUUAUUUUCAACUUUUCAGAAAAACCGAACAAGAUGACAGCGAUGAAGUCAGGAAAAUUCCAAAGGAAGACCUUGGAUCUGAUGUCAAAUUCAUCAGUGAUGAAAUCAAGCAAGAUAUUGACUCAAUGCCAGUGCAGAUAUUUCAUGACCUGCCUGGUGAGGGGCCCUUUCCAAUAGCCUCACCUGCACGAGGAGAUGUUCUCAUUCAUGACCAGACACAGCCUGUUUUUCAACCUCUGGCCAUAGAGGAUCCUCACAAUGAAGUAAUACAUGCACUGGAAGGUAUCUACAGCUGUACAUUGUUCAAAUUACUUUCAUACUGUUGAUACCCCAUCAGCCCAUGAUCAUCUGCCUCUCAAAAGCGACAACACAUCCAGGAUACCUAAAUCAGUUAUCUGCCCAAUAUACUGUGAUAUACAUGUCAUAUUAUUAACAUUCAUGCCCUGAUAUCAACUUACAUAUUCACAUCACUGUUUUCCAUACAUUUCAUGUUGUACUAAUGAGGAGAAUUUCUUGCUGACUUUUUUUACUGGGUGAUCAUUUCUUUGUUAUCACGACCUUCAUGUUUUGAUUGAGUAGUCAUAUACAGUUGUAUGUUGAGGACAUAGGUCUCCAUUAGCAGUAAAAAGGGCUACCAGCAAUCUAAAGAAGUUAGCACAUCUCUUACAAUAUUCCGUAGCCUCCCAUGAAGACCUCCUUAGGGCCUCAUCAGAUAUCCCUGGCAUGAGAGCCACAAGAACGUCUGCACGCGAGGCUACUGAAAGUUACAUGUAUUCCCCUUUUUACUGCGCAUGGAAUAAUUAUGUAAGGAGGGGUAGUUGGCUUGCCAGAGGUUCAAAUUAAUGAAUUACAAUGUACUGGGAAGACUUUCGGUUUUGCUAAACACGUUGCCACCAAAGCUGCAUGUACAUGUAGAACAGAACAAACAAAUUAAUUAUUAAUUUUGUUCCUUUUUCUGAUUCUCAUUUCAGAUUCACUAGACAAUGUACAAGUGAGUGCCAAUAGCCCGAUCCCAAUGCCACAGGUGGCUCUGGGAUUGAUCCCAAAUAAGGAUGUGGUGCUGCCAGAACAAGUGUCUGCUGAACAAGUCACCUUACAGUUUCAGAAAAAACUUGAGGACCUUGAACAACAGGUUCAACAUUUUUAUUAUUUUUAAAGUCAGUUUUGUUAGUACAAAGAAAAAAAUUGUGUCGCCUUUGGAACUUCUUUGUAUGGUUAAUUUAGCCUUUGAUAACGGAUAUAUGUGUACAUGUACAUGAAUUCAGUGUAGUUUUCGUGUAUCUGGCCUAUAUUAUGUUAUUUGCUACUGCAAUAAUUAUGCCUUUUUAAUCGUAAAAAGUAGAGGACUGUUCUGCUGACCUUAUGUAUGUAGAGCAUCCCAUACUUCCUAUACGCUCAUAGAGUUUAUGAAACAGUAAAAAUCAACAGUGGCUUUUUCAUUUGGUACUGUUUGGGUAACAAGUUAUUGCGACCACACCCUUUUUGCAAAAGAUUUGAAUUUUUCAUGUUUUUCGUAGAGCAUUACCGUCGCUUUUGUUGCACUUGUGAUUGACCAUAGAUAAACGUGACGUCAUUUUUAAACCCGAUCAACAUCUUCUACUUAAAUACUCUCUAAUGCUUUCACAUUUUAUUUGUGGGUUUUCGCCGCGCAAUUUUCACGGACCAUGAAGAGUUCCUUAAAUUUUCUUAAAGAUGUGAGCCAAAUGAAAGAUGCAAGUGCGCAAGAAAUUGCAUGUUGCGUGUUCUCGUGGGAGGUAAUUUCCUGCGCGUUUGGGUGUUUCACUUGCUCCACUUUUUCUGGGAGAAAUAAGGGUUUGCUUAUUGUCUAAAAGUGUCUGUGACUGUGUGGACCUGCAAAGGGCAUACAUACAUGUAUCGCUGCAAAUGGUCAAAAUGUCAUGUAUGUGAUAUAUAUACUUGUAACUGAUGGGCGAAAUAUUGGCGAAUUUCAUCCAUUUUGUCAUUCCUGCUUUUAAGGGUACAGCUACACUGUAUGAUGGAUACUGGUUUUAAGUGUUAACUAAGGCCGGGCUUUGAACUUUUUAGAUUUCGUCUGGUGCACUACAUGACAAUAAUUUAAGUAUCCUGUUUAUUUGUCUUUUACUUCAGGUUAAGGUUCUCCAAAACCGCAAUCUAGCUUUGGAAGAGUCUUACAAGAAGCUGUCGGACCUCGUGGAAGCACAAAACCAUUUAUUAGCUAGUGGAGGACCCAUUAUUCAACGCCUUACGCCGACAACUCCUCAAGAGGUCCUCGACGAUACCACUAACCAAAAGGAACCUUCAGGGGCGUCUCCUACCUCACCCACUCCAAAAGUGCCCCAGAUAAGUGGGAAGCUUUUUCUUGGGCUCUCACAGCAAGCGUCUAAACCAGCUGUGCAAAGCUACGAAUUGCCCAGGAGAGUAUCGGCAAAAGAAGUGCUUAAUCUGUGGGAAAAUGGAUGCGAUGAGUUCCCACCGAUAAAAGAUUGGACACCUACGCAAAAACUAAAGCAACAGAGCAAGAUUUCCCGGUGGAAAAAACUCGUGGAUAUUUUCAAGGCUGAUUAUCACGGCGACAUGAAGAGCUUCGAGGAGAGUUUUUCGGAUGCGAGAGGAGAAGUUCUUCCUGUAACAACGAUACUGUCGUUGUAUGAAACGCAGCAAACGCCAGCCUUUCUCGGUAGAAGCAGAACAGAGCUUGAUGAAACUGUUUCUUCGAGCGGAGACAACAGCCAACAAGAAGCCGACGACGAAGGCAAGAAACGAGUUCGUAACUCAUUGGAUUCUGAAUCCGAAGAUGUCGAGGACGGCGAAGGUAACGCUGAUUCCAAAGUAACGGACAGUGGUGUGACUCAGCCAUCCACUGAAGUGCGUUACUAUCUUCCCAGGAAAGUCACGCCAAAGGAUAUUGUUCGCCUCUGGGAAGAGGGCUGUGAAGAAUUCCCUCCUGUCUGCCAGUGGACACGCGCGCAAAAAAUUGGUCAAGAGACUAAAAUAUUUCGGUGGCGCAAGAUCGUGGAGAUUUUUAACAAGGACUGUAACAGGAGCUGGGAUCACUUCUAUGGAAAGUAUGCGAACGAUCGCGGUCAUCUCAUGGCAAUUUCAUCGAUUAUUGCAAAGUACGACGCUGAAAACGCAACCUCUGGUCCCAUUUUCGAUAUCCCUGAAGCUCGAAGCCGCUUAAUCGCAGGGAGCAAAGAGGAAGAUAGCAGUUUAGAGAGUGAAAAAUUGUCUGCCACCAGUACAACGCCUUUGAACAGCAUUGGUGAAGUUAAGGUUGAAGAUCCUAACCCUGGGGAAGGAACCAGUCACAUUUUACCCCGAAAAGUCACCGCUAAAGACAUUAUAAAGUUGUGGGAGACAGGAUAUGGGGAUCUACCACCGCUCCAUAAGUGGACCCCGGCUCAAAAAUCUGGACAGCGCAGUAAGUUUUCACGUUGGACCAAAAUAUACGACAUCUACAAGUACCACUGUAAAGGGGACAUGAGCAUGUUUGAGUCCAAAUUUUCUGAUGAACGCGGCGAAUUGUAUCCUGUUACCACCAUCGUUGCCAUGUUUGACGCUUGCGAAUCGCCUUCCAGUCUGUCCAGUCCUUUUUCAGGUACAAUGCAAACCGGCAAGAAAGCCGGAGAAGGAUCUGAUACCGAGAUCUACCAGCUCCCGCGCAAGGUCACUGCCAAGGAAGUAGUGCAGCUGUGGGAAGAAGGCUGCGAAUUAUUCCCACCCGUAAGUAAAUGGCAGAAGAUUCACAAAGUUGGUCAUGAAACAAAACUCUUCCGCUGGAAGAAGAUCGUGGACAUCUUUCGCAAGGAUUGCGGUGGAAGCUGGGAGAAGUUUGAGGAGAGGUUUAGUAAUCCGAAAGGUGAACUAUUGCCGGUUUCCGCUAUCCUGUCCAAAUACGAUCUGGAAAACGAGCCACCAUCGUACUUGCCGAAAGGUUUCGCGUCAAGUCUAACUAGCUUUAACACGGCAGGAAAAGAUCACAUUACGCGAGUGGAAGAGUCGCUCACCGCUGUACGCUCUGAGAACGAUCAGUUAGUUGAAGAUGAAAAUAAAGAGUUUGCUAGUGAUUCGGAAAUGGUAGGAGGGGAUUCUUCGCCUCAAAAAGUGGGCGCAGAAUUUAUUCUUCCAAAGAAGGUCACCGCACUCGAUGUCAUCUACUUGUGGGAGAAUGGCAUGGGAGACAUGCCUCCACUCUGUCAAUGGACUCCUACUCAAAAAGCCAGCCAGCGUAGCAAGAUUUCGCGCUGGAAUAAAAUAGUGGAUAUUUUUAAGUACGAGUGUAACAGUGACAUUAGAAAGUUCGAAGAAAAGUACAGGGAUGAAAAAGGAGAAUUGUUACCGAUUACGAACAUUUUGAACCUUCAUGAUGCACAUGACAAGGUGCUUUAAAGCCUUUACGGACACAGCUCUUUCGCAGAUCAGCUUGGAUUGCCUGUUGCUGUUUUAACGUUGCCUCUUUUAACGUCAUAAGUGAUAAAGAAACACCCUUUUUACCAAUCAGAAGUAACGGCAGUUUAAAACUGAAGCAAGAUCUGUUUGGACAACUCGUGUAAUACUCUUUCCAUUCUGGUCAAUCAGUAGGAUUAAUCAGUUAGCAAACUUAAGCGGGAUUUUCAGCUCUUGGCACUAUUUCACUGGAAAUGCACCAGACUGAUCAUUACUCAUUGAAUGAGAGGAAUUUAGUUUCUUGGUUCGAGUAAAUUGCGGUGUUUUUUAUUUUUUCCUAAAGCCAUUACAAAGAAAAGUAUUGAUGUCUCGGGCGAGAAAAAAGCAUUUACAGUAAAUAUCUUAUUUAGUUUCCUUUAUUCCAUCUUAUUGCUAUUUUGAACAAGUCUUUCGUGUUUUCUGUCGUGCUGUGUGGAAGUUAUUUACAUGUAGAUCCGAGUAUCAAUUUUGCUUCGACCAUACUUUAUUUUUGUUAGUGUGUGAGCGUUUAGAAAUGGCGACUGGCCUGAAAGAACUCUCUUUACAAGAUUCGAUGUUACAUUCUCUGAGUAGAUUUUUCAGUACUUUUUCCUUUUGACCUAACAAAUAACAUUUGGAGUCGUAAAGAUUAAACGAGAAUCUUGCUGACUCAGCUCUUUGUGGAAUGGCAAAUCACAUUUUACUC